Molecule: messenger RNA, 2759 nt
Organism: Oncorhynchus mykiss (rainbow trout)
Lineage: Eukaryota; Metazoa; Chordata; Actinopteri; Salmoniformes; Salmonidae
Gene: il15l
Product: interleukin 15, like
Biological process (GO): immune response
Cellular component (GO): extracellular region
Molecular function (GO): cytokine receptor binding
Source: RefSeq, a predicted model, not a curated record
AUGGAAGUUCGGCUCUUUUUACUGACUCUGAUCUUUUCGACUCGUUCAGUCAAAAUAACAGAUCUUUCGACUCAUUUCGUUAAUUUGAGUCAUUAAUCCUGCUGUAGAAUUAAGUCGCGUACAGUAGGUCAAACGAACGACUAAAAUGAACGAUUCAAUGAGAAAAAUGAAUCGUGACCCUCGAGUCAGUAUAAAAAGUACCGUUGAAAAAUAACAUCGUGCACUAAUAAAGAACUGCGGUUGUGUUCGGGUUGGACUCUCUAGGCUACACUCUUGAGUGUAAAUGAGCAUUUGAAAUGUCAGGAUUUUGUUGCAGUACAAAUAUUAUAGAUUUUAGCUACACAAUUUGAACUUCAACUGUGGAUUUUAAAGUAUCCUAUGUCAAGUCAUCUGCUUCUUGACGGAAUUACUUUUGUUUUCACUUUGUACCUACAUACGGUGCAAACUUCAGUAGUCUUUCAAGCUGAUUUACCAUGUCCGGUGAGAAGCCUAGACAAGAAAAAGGAGGCAGAUGCUGACGGCUUGCCUCAUCUCUUCUGCUGCGCUGCUUUCCAGGACACACAAGAGAGAUGCUGCAUAACAAGUCACCAGGAAGAUAGAAGACAGAGUGUUUUACCCCUCAUCCAAAAGUGGGGAGCCUACUGGCUAAGAAGGAGGCACAUAGCUGGAGUCUUGCCUCAUCUCUACUGCUUCUUCCCAGGACACACAGGAGAUGUAGUGUCACUAAGAAGGCUGCAAUUGACAUGGACAAUAUGCUGAAUCCCAAAACAAUGGAGGAUUUUAAAAUAGUUAUCUUAAUUUUAAGCUACUUCUCUACUGAUCUAAAGCUCAUGUGAAAGAGUGGGCCCAUGCCAUGCUGAGGAGACAGAGGACUGACACUCUUCUAGCCCUUUUGCUGUGGUUUCUCUUCUUCAUCGCCAUGACAAUGAAACAGGCAUAUGGAAAAUCCAUGUGCAGUAAAGAACUUCCCGGAAUUGUGCGAAAAUGCAUUGAGGAAGUUCACAAGAUGGAAUCAUUUGAUUGCAGACUGUACACCCCAACUUUGGCUGAUUAUCAGCAGAAGUGCCCCACGUCCACACUCAUAUGCUUUGAAAAAGAAGUGAAUGUCCUGGUGUUAGAAUCUGGGAAUAAGUCCUCACCCAUAUACAAGCCAAAACUAUCCAUCCGGCUGAAGUCCUUGAUCAAACAGAAAGAAGGUGCCAACUGUCCAGACUGUGAGGCCCACAGAGAAAGGGCAGCAAAGGAUUUCUUAACAACAUUGCAAACAAUUCUGGAGUGGAUGAACGAUCAGGGGUGUCGGAAGCCAUCCAGCCAUUGAGAUGGACACAUCCAUAGACAGGGACAUCCAAGGACUCACAUAAGUGCAGAAGGCUACCUGAACAAUUGCUAUAUGUAGAAAAUACUAUACAUGUAUUGUAAUGUACCAGACCACCGCUAUCUUUCCCAGAGAGAGUAGCUGAGGAUCUGCCGGGGACAUCAUCUCCUUCACUUAGAAUAAAAGUCUGUCUGAUCUAUGUUGUACAUUGAUGCACAAGGCACACACCAGUGUUUGAAUACAGUGUGUCAUAUGUUGUGUAGAUUACUUGAGAUUAAGCUCUUUAUUUUAACAUUUUUUUAUUUGAUUUAGAAUUUUAGGACCCCUUUAGGUAUCAAAAUAAAUAUACAAAUGUUUUGAUAAAAUAUUGAAUUUGGCUUUUACUACUAUAGCCCAUAGAAACGCAUUGACUAACGCAUUUAUAAAUGGCAAAACAAUACAGUAAAAUAAAUAAGGUUUUGAAGUGUCUGUCCUAUAUCUAGGAGAUAUAAGAAAGCUCAGGAGAUAUUUUUGUAUUUUUUUUUUACACAUAUUUAACCCCUUAUUUUUGUUGGCACAAAACUACCUCCAUACUUCCAUUAAUUUGUAUGGGUUACCUUCAGACGAGUCUCGUAACACUUGUGGGGGUAGUACAGCAAAACUGAGGGCACCAUCACGUUCGUGAGAAUCUACCAAAUCCAUAGAGUGGUCAUAGUUUGUAGGCCAAACUGUUCAGACGCUGUAGACGUUUUCUUGAAAUGACAGAAUUUUGUAGCUCGGCCAUCUUUCAACACUGAUGUGGAAGGCUGACAUAGGCGGAUACAGUGGAUUGAGACGCAGCACAUGCAAAAAACUGAUAUCUCUUAAACUGACGGAUUUGGAUGGGAAUAUUUUAAUAUGUUGCUUAGAUUGACUCACGGUUGUGUCAAGGACUGUAUUUUUGUGUUAUUAUGUUUAAAAUGCAUAUUGAUUUGCGCUAACCUGUGCAUCUUGCACAUCUUCUUGGAUUGAAAAAAGGCCUAUGUGUUUACUUUUUACCCUCUCGUUUCAUGGUCAAUUGACAUCCUCAUCAAGUUGUCUAUCCAGGUCUCUUUGGAAUGAGAAAUGAUUUACCUGGGCUGUGUGUCUAAACAUGUGUCUUGACUUGCUGUCAUGUCUGUUCCGUAAACCUGUAAUAUUAGUUGUAGUUUUGAUACACUUUUCAACAUUAACAACAGUAAAAUUAACAACAUAUAAACUGUAGUCAAAUGUACUCAAAUGUUAACCCAUCAGAGUCUAAGCCCUGUCUAACCCGGAGGAGGGGUUCCACUAGUCUAUAUGGAAGUAGUAACUGCAGAUUGCCCCUUUAAGCACAACCGUCUCAUAGCUUAAGUGUAUGUGUGGGCGUGAGAAGUCAGUAUAAAAUGAAUUGUUUUGUAUUCUUGAUUUUAGAACAUUCCCGUGAAUAAACAUUUAACUAUUUUUA